UUAAAUGUUAUUGAUGUAGAGAGGAUAAAAUGAGUUCUGACUGGGUGGGGUGCAGGGUAUCCCUUGACUGCGGGGGUCUGGGACACUUCCAGGGCAUCAUCUCUAUGGUAUCCCUUGAUGACUCCUCUAUAUCACUAAGAAAUCCCUUCCAGAAUGGGUUACCCUGCAAGUUCCCUGCGAUCACAUUAAACGGAUCAGAUAUCCAGGAUCUACGUAUACUAGAAACUAAAGAAGAGGUUGCUCUGUCCGAAUCAACAGAAAAAUCCCGCAGCACUGUUAUUGUUUCAGAGAAGAAAAGAGCUAAGCCUGCUCCCACCAAGAAUGGGGGCAAGGACGAGAGAAGAACAAACUCGGCCCUUGAUAAGAGGACAGGAGGAUUCCAGCCUCUAAUGUCCUAUAUCCUCGAGAACAAGCAGUCCCGACAAUCUCCGAAACAUGGAGCAGAGGAGUUUCGAGGACAGCCGAAGGGUGGGACUCGAACCCCAAACCGUCGAUACAAAGACGAAGAUUGUUUCAGUCCCUCGGUGUUCGAUAUUAAUGAGGAUUUUGAUUUCGAGAAAAAUUUGGCAUUGUUCGACAAACAUACUAUUCUAGCAGAGAUUGAUCAGGAAUUUGCAAACAAACCUGAUAUAAUUCGUCUAGUGGACUGCAACCGACGACCCCCAGAACCAAAAUAUAAAAACGACGAAAACAUUCUUGGUAACUUCGUCACAGAGUAUAGACAGAUAGAUACAGGAGAGGUUAUGGAGACGGAAUACGUUACAGACUCUGGGCUAGUUGUUCCAGCAAUAAGCUUUCAGCUUAGGUUUAGACUACAGGAAAGAUUAGAGGAUCACGGUUUCGGAUUGAGUAAGCAGACAGAAUUGAUGGGCCGUGCAGCUACAGAACUUUGUCUCCAACUUCUCGGUGGUCAGCACAGACUUGCCGUUAAUAACACACAUCAACUCCCUCUAGCGGUAUUCCUAUGCGGCACUAGCAGGCCAGCUGUUUUCGGUUUAACAGCUGCCCGCCACCUGGCCGGUCACGGUGUACGGACCCAGGUCUACCUUCCGGAAACUGGAACACAGUCCGGAAUUCUGGAACAGGAACUAAGGCUUUACAGGCUUACAGGAGGGAAGGUUGUUACUAAGGCUAAAGAUCUUCCGAAAGGCUCAGUAGACGCAGUUGUAACUGCACUAGAGGAUGAGGAGAUGUGGUCACAGCAGAGAAUACAGCCCUGGCACAGAGCAGCUGUAGCCUGGGCCGAGGGGUUGAAGGCUCCUGUUCUUUCAAUAGAUCCACCCCCAGAACUACCAGCUCUUAAUCCUAGAAUGACCCUGGUGAGCCUACUGCCCCUGGCGCACCCGGCACAGUGUGGGAAUCUGUACCUGGCUAACCUAGGGGUUCCUUGUAAUGUAUUCAAGGAGGUGGGAAUAAAGUUUGCAUCUCCUUUCGGAGCCAAAUUCGUUAUCCAGCUCCAUUCUAUGCAGCAGUAGAUCAUCCUCUUCUACUAGAUCUAUCCAGCUCCAUUCCAUGCAGCAGUAGAUCAUCCUCCUCCACUAGAUCUGACAACCAUCUAGUUUUUAUUGUUUUAACAUAUCAGACAUUCAUUAAUUGUAAUAACGAAUUAAACUUGUCAGUUCAUAAAUUUUUUUAACUUAUCAUUCUGGGACCAAAUUUACGAAUAGUAAGAAAUAAUUUUCCUUCACAGGCUAAGUUGAACCACUUCUAUUGAACUGGAACUGGUUCAAAAGCGAUGUGGUUCAACUAAGUUGAACCACUUCUAUUGAACUGGAACUGGUUCAAAAGCGAUGUGGUUCAACUAAGUUGAACCACUUCUAUUGAACUGGAACUGGUUCAAAAGCGAUGUGGUUCAACUAAGUCAACGUUGUUUGAACUACUAGCUACUCAAUAAUUUGGUCCCUGGACUAGCUACUCAAUAAUUUGGUCCCUGGACUUUCUAUUUAUGUAUUCAUUCAAAAUCUCUCGGGCAUUUAUUAUGUUAGUUCAGCUAAACGAUAUUUUCAAAGCAAUGUCCAUUUUAUAAUCACUAUCUACUAAUAUUUGUAGCGUUCAUCUAAAUUAUGAAUCUAUUUAGUUGAGUUUUAAUUUAAGCCGUUGAAUGGACAAAAAUCUCUUAAACUGGGAUUUGAAUAUUAUUCCACCAAAAUCUCAAAUAAUCAUAUUGUGUUUCUUCUACCCGCGGACAGUGGUGGAUUUCUGCGAAAACUUUCUGUGCCUGAAAUAGCUCCAUGUAUAAAAAGUGGAGGGAAACAUGUAUACCUUAGUAUUAUUAUCACUUUGUAAUCAUAAUCUACAUUGUUAAUUUAAAAGGUGAAAUUAUUUUAUUUUCAGAA
Messenger RNA from Eurytemora carolleeae, 2336 nucleotides. It is a transcript of the gene Edc3, whose product is annotated as enhancer of mRNA-decapping protein 3. Bases 30 to 1475 code for a protein of 481 amino acids. Gene Ontology annotation, molecular function: mRNA binding. Gene Ontology annotation, cellular component: P-body. NCBI's taxonomy places the organism in Eukaryota, Metazoa, Arthropoda, Copepoda, Calanoida, Temoridae. The transcript is spliced from 11 exons. The record is from RefSeq and is a predicted model, not a curated record. Gene Ontology annotation, biological process: P-body assembly; deadenylation-independent decapping of nuclear-transcribed mRNA.